This is a messenger RNA of Endocarpon pusillum Z07020, 651 nucleotides long. RefSeq names its product Nascent polypeptide-associated complex subunit alpha. The transcript has 3 exons. The record is from RefSeq and is a predicted model, not a curated record. NCBI's taxonomy places the organism in Eukaryota, Fungi, Ascomycota, Eurotiomycetes, Verrucariales, Verrucariaceae. Gene Ontology annotation, biological process: protein targeting to membrane. The coding region runs from base 1 to 651 and encodes 216 amino acids. Gene Ontology annotation, cellular component: nascent polypeptide-associated complex; cytoplasm.
AUGGCAAACCCAAGAGUGGAAGAACUGCCAGACGAUGAGCCUGAUACUAAGAAGGGCGGCGUGACUGCUGAAGAUGCUGAUAGCUCGUCCGACUCCGAAAUCGACGCGGCUGGCGCGAACGAGGGUGAACCAACCAUACCAGCUGGAUCAUCCGUUGCAGUUCAUAGCCGCAACGAGAAGAAGGCAAGAAAAGCAAUCGGAAAGUUGGGCCUGAAGCAUGUUCCAGGUAUAACUCGCGUCACCCUGAGAAGACCAAAGAAUAUUCUCUUCGUCAUCAACCAACCUGAUGUCUACCGUUCUCCUUCGAGCAAUACCUGGAUUAUCUUUGGCGAAGCCAAAAUUGAAGAUCUAAACUCGCAAGCUCAAGCAAACGCUGCCCAACAGCUCGCCGCAGCAGAGAAUGCCAACUCUGGGGACCAUGCCGGCCAUGAUCAUGCCGGCCAUGACCACGAUCACGGAAAGGGCAAAGAGGAAGCCAAGAAGCCCGAAGAGGAUGACGAUGACGACGAGGAAGUUGAUGAUACUGGACUGGAAAGCAAGGACAUUGAGCUUGUGAUGACCCAGGCCAAUGUUUCGAGGAAGAAGGCUGUCAAAGCUUUGAAAGAGAACGGGAAUGACAUAGUCAAUUCUAUCAUGGCAUUGAGUGUAUGA